GUAUUUUAAGUCCUGCUUUGUGAAAUAUUCCUCUUUGAUGAGGAUCACCGCCCGCAGUACGUUGUGCAUAAAUGAGUUCCCUGUAUUCACAAUAAAGAGCAACAUAAAUUUAGAGUCACUCAAAACUUGUCUUUCACAAUCGUGGGAAACUGGCCAGAUGUGUAUUUGUAACUCGGACAGUUUAUCACAGAAUUUGUCACAUUACGGGCUAAGCUGUCUCUCGGCCAUCAUCAGUCGCUGCUCCGCUUGUCCUUAUAAAUUUUGUCGACUACAAUUGGUUUAUUUCUGGCGAUAAAUACUAGAUACAGGUGUGUUGUCGUAGUGAACUGUGGUCUAUCAGCAGCGGGUCCAGCCAGAUCGACGUCUCUCUCACAGCUGUCAAUCUGCAACCUCCCACGUGGUCAGCAGGGCGGGCGCAUCUCAACUAGUUGAGCGUGCAACUUUUAGGGAGGCAAACAAUUGGACCCAUUGGUAGUUGCACUUGCACAUGCAUGUAGGAUACUCCCCAACAGGAAACAACGACCUGUAAGUCAGGAGGCGCCUUUUCUCUUGUUGCCAUCCAGAUCGUUCUCAUCUGUGCCAAGCGUAAACCCGGUGCGCACUGCCUCUGUCUCUGGUUCCAAGACUAAUUUAAGACAGCGCUUUGAACCCCGUGCCCAGUGUACUGGAGCUGGAUGAUGUGAAUGCGUUAGGUGCGCUGCUUAUUUGGUUCAAAGAGGCUGAUUAGAGUUUUGUCGCAGAGCUCCACCACUGAGACAAGUGAUUUCGCUCAUUUUCUUUGGCUCAAAAGAACUUCGAAGCAGGAUUUCAGCAUGGAUACAGCCAACGGCUCUGUCGGGGAAAGUAAACCGGUGUGCCAGUGUAAGCCUAAGUCCGCGAUCCAGCGGUGUCCUCCAGGUUUUCCCAUCGCACUGUGCUUGCUGUUGUCCCUGAGCUCCAUCACUGUGUGUCUUCUGAUGAGCUUGAAGACCUACCAGCUCGAGACCCGAAUGGAGAAAGCGUCCAUCUUCCAACCGCCACACAUGGCUUUUUUUAACGAGGAUGGGACCCUAAUUCCUGAGCUGAGCACCUCAAUAGGGGAGCUCGUGGAAGAGAAAGUGGUGGUGCUGAUGCCGAAAUCGCGAACAACUAGGGAUGUUGGCCCAGAGUGCUCCUGUCCUCCAGGGCCUCCAGGAAAGCGUGGAAGGAUGGGAAGAAGAGGGGAUCCUGGACUUCCUGGCAAGGCUGGACGGGAUGGAUACCCGGGUCCGCUUGGCUUGGAUGGCAAACCAGGUUUACCAGGUCUCAAGGGAAGCCAGGGACCAGCCGGACCCAAGGGAGAGAAGGGUGACCAAGGAGACAUUGGGCCAAGGGGUCCUCCAAACCACACCACAUUUGCAGGUCUGCACAGUAAUCAGAUUCUCACCGUCAAGGGUGACCAAGGCCAGGCCGGACCCGCUGGUCCUCCCGGUCCACCAGGUCCCCCUGGUCCCAGAGGUCCCCCAGGGAACACUGGCAAGGACGGGCCACGUGGUCCUUCUGGAGAGCCAGGUUUUCCAGGUCGUGAUGGCACUGAUGGACAACAAGGAUUGCCUGGGAAGCCGGGAGAAGAUGGUCAGCCGGGCUACUCAGGACCACCAGGGCCUCCAGGGUCAAAGGGUGAGCCAGGUGUUGGAGAAAAAGGAGAGAGCGGCAUGGAUGGACUCCCAGGACUUAAGGGAGACAAAGGGGAAAUUGGAGAUCAAGGACCACAGGGACCUACGGGUUAUACUGGUGAAAAAGGUGCUCCAGGUUCCUCAGACAUCAUUGACUUCAAUGGGAAGCUUCUAGAUGCUUUCCAGGGCCCACCUGGACCACCCGGACCUCCAGGCCCUGCAGGGGAAAAGGGUGAGCUCGGUUUACCUGGGCCAGCAGGAGUUGAUGGGGAGAAGGGACCUAAAGGAGACAUGGGUGAGACAGGACCUUCUGGAGAGAGAGGAGAGAAGGGAGAGAUGGGACUUUCUGGACCUACUGGUAUGGACGGACAUAAGGGGGAGAAAGGCGACUGCAGACUGGAUGACAACCUGGUUCAGAUGAUUUCCCAGCCGGGCCCACCUGGCCCACCAGGCCCACCAGGAGUUCCCGGGUCCCCUGGAUCCACUGGGCUGCAUGGAAUGCCUGGUCCGAAGGGGGAGCCUGGAUUUGGCAUGAAGGGAGAGAAGGGGGACAGUGGCGCUCCUGGACUCAGAGGAUCGGAUGGCCACCAGGGUGCACCUGGGUCUGCAGGGUUAGUGGGUCUUCCAGGUGCCAAGGGAGAAAAAGGCAGACCGGGUGAGCCUGGACUAGAUGGUUUUCCAGGAGUGAUGGGAGAUAAAGGUGACCGAGGCGAAAGAGGAGAGAAGGGUGACAGGGGAGCAGUGGGAAAGAGAGGUCUAAAGGGCCAGAAGGGAGAACAGGGUCCUCCAGGCCUGGAUCAGCCCUGUCCUGUGGGACACGAUGGGCUGCCCAUACCAGGCUGCUGGCACAAGUGAUGACUAACCAGCAGCAUGGAAUCUGUACAUAUUGAUAUGGUAUAUAUUGCAACUGAAUACUACACCAACAACCCACUCCCUUUUUCCUUUUUUUAUAAAAACAUUUUAUAUAAUAUAUUGAGACUUUUUUUUUUUUAACAUGGACAGUAUUAUGAAAAAAUUUAAACUCUAGAGAUCCAGUGUUGUUGCAGCCAUGCUUUUAAAGAGAAGGAACUGAACUGGUAGUGGGACUCUUUGAAGGACAGUCCAGAUGACAGUGUCGGAGUGCCCAGACAGUCUAACUGCCUUACUAACACAGUCUGACUCGCUGCCCGGUUGUGAUCAUAAACGCUGUAUGGGAGUGACGGUGUGUGCACGCGCUCACCCAGUCUCACAGACGGGUGCUUGGACGGAUGGACGGAUCUCUCAGACUGUGGCAGAUGGAGGAGUGUGGGUCACUACUCUCUUCUCCUCUCUCUGUUUUCUGAAAGGAGGAGAUGACGAGGCAGAAGCUCAAACGCAAGCGUCUCUCUCAGCCCUGAAGGAGUGCGGGGGAACUCGGUGGAGAAAGGACACAUAGACAAAGGGGGGGCAGACUGGCCUACAUGAAGCACAGCAAGCCAUGUACCGCCUCAGUGCCAAAGUGAACACUCAUAUCCUCCAGUAUGGAAACUCUCCAGGAGGGGGCGACAGAGAACACUGCAUUUCCAUAUUCACCCGGGAAGAAGAGAGGACACACCUGUGGCUGAUGAUGUUGCACGACAGCUUGAGAAUCAGUUGUUUGGGAGUCACUUAACGUCACUGGCACAUAAGGAAGGAUUUACUGCACAGAUACAUUGAACAUGAUAUGGUGAUCUCUUGUAUGGCUCUUUUGUUAAGGUCUUCACUAAUUAAAUGCAUGAUCAUAACAAGGCACAGCGUUGUUUAGCAUCCCGACAGCUUGUAAGACUGACUUGUGGUCCCUCGUUGAAACCUCAAACGACAGUAGAUUCAUUUUCAUUUGCAGUCUUUAAUAGUCUUUCCAUUUUAACAAACCACUCAGACAAAGUCAGUAAGUCUACCUUUUUAUGGCUUACACUUGAGGCAGUGGUGACCUGUGUGUUGUUUGUUUUAUUCUGUUAUAUUCUUAUAUCGUCGUCCAGUUACAUUUUGCAUUCCUGUGCAUUGCCAUGUUUGUGGAAUUUAUAGAUAAGGAAACUUCAAAGCCAGAUUUGAAGGAACCAUUUAUAGUAUUCAUGAUAAACCAAUGUGUCAGUGUUUCAACUAGAGGGCAGAUCAGCUUACUACAUUGGUUCUGUUUUAAUUGCCUUGACAAAUGAUUGCCAAUCAAUAUUUUCUUAAUUGUUUCCAGUGUAACAUCCACUGCUCAUUAUCUUUUAAUCACAUAUGAACACGUAAUGUUUUAAUCGCUGUUGCCAGUUUCUCUGGAUGACAGUUAAAGUUCUUGCUGCUGACUUAAAUGUGUGUUUGUUUGAUAUUUUUUUGAAUCAUUAUUAGUCAUCUGGACUGAAGGACUAACAUACUAAAGUAUGAAAUUUGAAUCAAAUGUAUUCACAACCAUUUUUUUGGAAAUUAUUCAUUUUUAUUCAGCAAUACAUUUUACCACAAUGGUUUAUAACUCAGUUAUUUUACAUUUCCUGUGUGUACUUUCUUUCAGUUAUCACAAACUGUUUCAUUCUUUGCCAUCACGCAACUUUUAUUAGCGUGUUUUGGUCUUUGUAAUACAUUUUUCUCAGAUGUAAUAAUUUUUUUGGUGCUGAAAUACUUUCAUGUAUCCAUUGAAAGCUCUACUCCUCAUAUACUUGGCAGAUUCACACAUGUGCACAGAUACACAUGGAUCGUUGUUUAAAGAUAUUGUAAGGAAAAAAAGAAUUUGUACUUGGCUAUUUUCAGAUAUUCUGCUACAUGUAUACAGGUCAGAGAUAACAUGGAGUCAUUAUUAUUCUGUUAACAUGAACACAUUCAUAGAAAAUGGUAUUUUACAUUUUCUUAGUGGGCAUCUGUAUAUUCUACAUUAAUAUUAGUUGCACUUUUUGAUACAAUAUUAAUCAUAUUCAGUUGUUAUAUUUUUGUAAGGCAGCAUACAUGUUCAAGUUAUCCACCAGACAAGACAGCUAUCAUUUACAACAUUUUAAUUGUUUGAUGUUUAAUUGGUAAAUUAUAUUUUGUCACCAUCCACAUACAGGCUGCUAAACAUUUCUAAUUCCAUUUCUCUCCCACAACCACCAACACUGCAACUUUUGCAAAUCCAAACAGGGUCAAUAUAAGCGUUAUAUACAAUAUACAAUAUAUGUUUGAGUUUGUUCUUUUUAAGUAUGUUUUUAGACAUGAUCUCCAUUUUAAACACAUGGACAUGAAUGGAUAUGUGAGGUGUGAAAAAGUGACAAUGACAGUUUCCAAAUGGCGUUUUGAGCUAAUCAGUGGUGUAUUUACAUGUGCCGGAUCUUUUUACAUGAUUUAAAUUCUUGCUUCAUCUGCGAUUCCAGUUAGGUAAUUUGUUCAAAUGACAGUGUAGGAGAGCUGCAUUUCACUUACACAUUUAUCUCUUAAUAACUCUUAAUUAAAAAUGUCCACCAGCUGAUCUGUAAACUGCCUAAUGUUAUAGUACAGUAGUCAUGAUGUAGGUCACAUAUCCCUCCACUGGUGGUUCCUGUUUAGGUCUGAAAUUAGAGCAAAGUCGGUGUGUAACGUAACGUCUUAUCAGCUUUAUUUUUGCAAGGGUCAGUUUACAUAUACAGUACUUGCGAAAUGCCAAAGUUGCAUUACUGACUUCACACAAAACAAUUUUCAUAUUAUAAGGAUGAAUUUGAUGUAAAGUCCCACUAAUUUAUUUUAUUUUUUUAUGUUAGCAGGGUCAGCGCAACAAAUAUACCUGUACAGUAUCAUUGAUUUAUGAAGUUAAAGUUAUUCUAGAAAUGUUUUCUGUAAAUGAGAUCCAUAUCAAUAAGCUAAGGUAGAAUAGCAAAAAUACAAAACUUUAUUUGAAAGACAUGAUAAACAAUGUCGAAUGAGAAACGAUAAAGCAGAAUGGUUUAACUCUAAACCACACUGUCCUUGGCAUUUUCACUGCAAGCUGAUGGUUAUCUGUCACUUAACAUUAUUACAUGUGUUUAUUUCUUUUGCAGAUUCUAUCAGUUUCAGUUUUAAGGCUUAAUGGAGUCAGCACACGGCACAGUGUCUGCAUACGGUUUGGUGUUUAAGCAAAUUAUAUAUCGCAGUAUUAGCUUGACUUUGUGAGAAUGUUGUUUUGGUUGUGUAUUUGGUUGUAAAAGAAUUAAGCUAUUUUUGUAAUUACUUGUCUAAAUAUGUAUAACGUGAAAUUUGGUGAACUAAACAUGCAGACUGAAAUAAACUCUCCAGUUUUA
Molecule: messenger RNA, 5833 nt
Organism: Thunnus maccoyii (southern bluefin tuna)
Lineage: Eukaryota; Metazoa; Chordata; Actinopteri; Scombriformes; Scombridae
Gene: col23a1a
Product: collagen type XXIII alpha 1 chain a
Exons: 30
Coding region: 813-2489 (558 amino acids)
Source: RefSeq, a predicted model, not a curated record